Molecule: messenger RNA, 228 nt
Organism: Leptosia nina
Lineage: Eukaryota; Metazoa; Arthropoda; Insecta; Lepidoptera; Pieridae
Source: the annotation of a GenBank genome assembly
AUGUCUGCCGAAGUCACAGGCCACUCUGGAGGCAAAGGGAGACGCCGGCCCAGCUAUUAUAGGCCGCGGGCGGCGCCUCUGAUAAGGCCUCGGGGCCAGGGUGAUCGGACCAGGCCAAGUUCACGGGUACGCGACGACUGUGCGAGUGACACUGCUGACGCUGCGUCACCCCACUGCUCUCGCUCUGGGGAUUGUGCCAUACGGCGGUGGGACCGCUGGAAGGAUUAG